Molecule: messenger RNA, 5433 nt
Organism: Paramormyrops kingsleyae
Lineage: Eukaryota; Metazoa; Chordata; Actinopteri; Osteoglossiformes; Mormyridae
Source: RefSeq, a predicted model, not a curated record
AGAUUCAAUCAAGUUUCUGAUAUUAAUAAAUAUGCAUAAGAUUUAGGAUUUAGCGAAUAUAUUGUGACACGUGAUGACCGAACAGCACCGUAUUUCAGCCUUCAACAAGGCUUUGUAUAUACAGAAAUGCAACUGCGCUAUAUCGUCUUCUGUCGAAAAGGUAUAGCUACACCGUUACACUUCAUUUUGUUUGCGUCUUCAGAAAUUAAUCUGGGUACUCAGAUUAUUAUUUCGUUUUCAUGUCAAUGGCUAUCAAUUUCCGGUCUUCGAAAUGUAUACAAAAAUGUAUCAAAUUCUCACACAAUACCCGUGGAUAAAUCUGCAAUUUCAAUGAGCUUAUUUCCCUAAAAUGCCGUCAACAGCAAUUCCACGGACUGCACAGAUACGCUUUAUAUCGUAAUUAUUUGUCUUAGAUUCAACCCAUGUUGUGCGUCAAACUGCACGUCACAGAUACAUAGGAUAGAGUGUUUGAGGGGAAGUGCGCAUAUAUCGCUGCCUUUUAACACCAUCAGUCUACAGUUCCUCUGCGCUAUUGAAAAUCAAGAUCUACCCCGUGUAGCGGCGGGGGGGAGGGGGGGACAGCAAUACUGAUUGGGCCGAAUCUCUGGGACAUUUUCAUUAUUUAGAAAUGUGACACUGCAGGACAAUUUUCGCGGAGACAGAGAGAAAGACCAUUCCAUCACAUUCGCUCGCCGACUCUUUGAAUCCAGGCUGAGGUUUUGGCAUCGCAGGAUCCGCCAUGAUUUCCUUCUGGAAGGGGGAUGGAGCGGCUUGUUGGGGGUUCUGCUGGGUUCUGCUCGGGUUCUGCUGGGUUCUGCUCGGGUUCUGGAGGGCUUGCGCCGCUUGUCCCGCAUCUUGCAUUUGCAAUGCGUCCAGAAUCGUAUGUCUUGAACAGGAUCCUGGGCUUGCGGCUUUCCCUGUUCUCCAGUCAGAUAUUGACAUGGAAAAUGUCACCGAAAUAUUUAUUGCAAAUCAAAGCAGACUGUCUUCAAUCAAUGACAAUGAUCUAAAGUUCUAUACAAACCUCAGGAGUCUAACUGUGACAAAGACAGACCUGACUUCCAUUUCCCCAGUGGCCUUUCUGAGUAAUGCCAAACUGCAGUAUCUGAAUCUAAAGGACAACAGAUUACCUACGUUGUCAUGGAAAUCCUUCCAAAACAUAAACAUUUCUUAUCUGCUGCUGGGUGGAAACCCACUCCAGUGCUCCUGUGGGAACCUCUGGCUCAGACACUUUCUGGGAGAGCAGGCUGAGAGCCAGAGGUUGCGCUGCCUAGAAGAAGGUGUUGGAGAGAAGCCGCUGUCCCAGCUCUCCCCUCCCACAUGCGUUCCUCCAAAUACUGUGACCAGUCCAUCUGUCAUCACUGAAAUGGAAGGAAGUGAAAUUACAGUCACAUGUAGUACAUCUGGGGUACCCACUCCUCAGCUUAAAUGGGACACAAGCAGUAUAGCCACUGUACGUCAGGUUGAUAGCUAUGCACUCAAGGCUGUCCUAACCCUGAAGGGGCUUUCUGUCUCUGACAAUGGCAGACGGGUCAUCUGCAGCGCUGAGAACACGGCCGGGGGCAGUGAAGCCUCCGUGCUGCUCAACAUUCUGUUUGCUCCGAGGAUCCUGCAGCUCCUGACUCCUGUGCUGGAUCACCACUGGUGCAUCCCCUUUAGUGUGGCGGGGAAUCCCAAGCCAGAGCUGCAGUGGUAUCACCAAGGGAAGCUGGUCCCUGACCAAGACUACAUCAAGACGCUGAUCCACGACUGGACAGAGAGCGAGUAUCACGGCUGUUUGCAGCUAGACAAUCCUACACAUAUUAACAAUGGGGAUUACACUUUGGUGGCUAAGAACCAGUUUGGCCAGGACCAGAAGACAGUGUCAGCACACUUCAUGCACAUGCCUGAGAUUCUUGGUCCUGAUUAUGAGGAUGACUCGGAACCUACUGACAGUGUGGCUGUGUAUGUAGUCGUGGGAGUUGCAGCCGUAGCUUUUACUGGAUUCAUUCUGUUGUUGGUUCUUCUGAAAUUUGGAAGAAACUCAAAAUUUGGAAUGAAAGCAUCAUCUUCUGUGAUCAGUAAUGAUGAUGACUCUGCCAGCCCCCUUCAUCACGUUUCUAAUGGCAACACUACUCCGUCAGAGAUGGGAAAUGACCUGGUCAUGAUUGGAAUGACAAAGAUUCCAGUUAUUGAGAACCCACAAUACUUCAGCGGGUCUAGCAGCUUGCUCCAGUCACACACCUUCGUUAAGCACAUCAAACGACACAACAUCGUACUGAAGAGGGAGCUGGGAGAGGGGGCAUUUGGCAAGGUCUUCCUGGCAGAAUGUUACAGCUUGUCUCGCGAUCAGGAGAAAAUGCUGGUGGCUGUUAAGAUGCUGAAAGAAGCCAGUGAAGACUGUCGGGCAGACUUUCGGCGGGAAGCAGAGCUUCUGACUAACCUUCAGCAUGAACACAUCGUGACUUUCUAUGGUGUCUGUGUGGAAGGUGACCCUCUCAUCAUGGUGUUUGAGUAUAUGAGACAUGGGGAUCUCAACAGGUUCCUCAGGGCACAUGGUCCUGAUGCAGGCCUGAUGGCAGAUGGACGGCAGGUGGCGCAGGCUGAGCUCAGCCCCUCCCAGAUGCUGCACAUUGCCCAGCAGAUUGCUGCAGGGAUGGUGUACUUGGCUUCACAGCACUUUGUGCAUCGCGACCUGGCUACACGCAACUGCUUGGUAGGGGAGAACCUUCUCGUGAAGAUUGGAGACUUUGGGAUGUCCCGGGAUGUGUACAGCACUGAUUACUAUAGGGUGGGAGGCCACACCAUGCUCCCCAUACGCUGGAUGCCCCCAGAGAGCAUCAUGUACAGAAGGUUCACCACCGAGAGUGACGUGUGGAGUCUGGGCGUCGUUCUCUGGGAGAUCUUCACCUAUGGCAAGCAGCCCUGGUACCAGCUGUCUAACAAUGAGGUGAUUGAAUGCAUCACACAAGGCCGGGUCCUCCAGCGACCUCGCACCUGCUCCAAGGAGGUUUACGACCUGAUGCUAGGCUGCUGGCAGCGAGAACCACACCUUAGGAUUAACAUCAAGGAGAUUCACAACUCACUGCUUAACUUGGCAAAAACCUCACCUGUCUACCUGGACAUCCUGGGCUGAGACACUGGGACACCUUGUGUGAUGGUGAAAGGCUGUUUGUGUGGGAGAAAGAUGUUUGCAUGUGUUCAGGAUGUAUGUGUUUGUGUUUGUUCAUCUAAUUCCUGCUUCUGCCUAUUGAGAUAUACAAAAUAUUUUCUAAUGGGAAAAAACAAACAAUCAAUUUAAAAAUCAAUUUCGUUCCCAAAGCACAGUGGAAGUACACAUACACUUUUGACUGAAAAAAGUCAAACAAAAGAACUAUAAAAUAUUUCUGUGAUUGUUUAUUUUACCUGAAAAUAUAAUGGAAAAUAAUUUAAUAACCCAGAACCAGUAGUAUUUUGAGUGCAAAAGCGACAUAAAAUGACCCAUAAAAUCUAUGUACAGCAUCAUGGUUCAUGAUUCAUGCUAAGGAUAUGGAAAUGUCAUUGUACAGUGUUGUAGGCUGAAAAAAUUGUCUUGAGUAAAAAUCUGUUAUUUAGAUAACAGCAAUUUAAUUAAAAUAUUUAUUACAUAUAUAUGAAGUAAGAAAUUUCUCCACGAGAAAAAUCUUGUGAACUGAUUAAUCUCAGUAUCCACCAGCUCCAUCUGUAACAUAUAAAUUGAUUUAAAAUGAUAUUUUAGGUAUUUUCAGUGUGCAUUUCUCCAAUGAAGGCAGGAAUGACUACUGGAUAUUUACCAUUUCUUUUUUUCUAGAUUAUUGGUUCUGUACUCUGAUUUGUGCAAUAAGGAUAUUAAAAAUAAUGAAGGAGAAGCAGCCACAUUGAUAGUAUCUUUCUGUUGGUGGGAUUAUGUGCAGACCCUCAGGACAAUAAUAUGUCAUUCACACCCAGGAAUUUUCUCUAAGCAAUGAGUAGAUCUUUCAUUUGCUAUAGCACAAUUAUCUCCCAAAUAAGCAUUUGUUAGAUGGAGGCUUUGUGUAAAUAUGAAACUAUUUUCAGUAUUACUCUAUAGCAUCUCAUAUUGUAUUUACUGCAAAUACAUAGUAAGAAGGCUUUACUGAGAUUGAAUUGUGUCUUUUUUUAGCAGAUUGAGCAGUAGUUUACACCUAACACAGGAUUGUAUGCUACAACAGUAGCUAGCCAUGCAGCACUGUACUUUAAAAGCUGUUUAUACUACUGAUGGAAUAGUAACACAGCUAAAUCCAGUCAUCCCCCCCAAAAAGGGUCUGAUCAGUGAGUACCUUAUCCCAGUGUUUCCCAAUCUGGUUCUUGGAGAUCCCCAGAUGAGCUGAGGAGCAAAAAUGUGGACUGUCUGGCAGGGAGCUCGGAGGAAGCAGAAAUGUGGACUGUCUGGCAGGGAGCUCGGAGGAAGCAAAAAAGUGGAGUCUGGUGAUUCCCAAGGAGCAGCUUGAGAAUCACUGCCUUAUCCUACUGCCUUUAUCGCUGACAAAAGCCCUGUUUGAAAAACACCUGGAAGGUUAAAAAUGAUAUAACCUACAAAGCUGUUUUAUGUUUGAAUACUUUCUGUCUGGUUUUUAGUUUAUGUAUUCAUUUAUUUAAUUUUUGUAAUAUACUUUAUAUAUUAAUAUAAUCUUAUUUUUGACCAUCAUUUGUACAGAAAACAGCCUACUGGCCCUUUUAUUUUAUCGUAUUUUUAUGUCUUUUUAACUUUGUAAAAGACUGGUUUUUGUGAAAAACUGUAUAAAAUGUAGUAGUAGUUGUAGUAGUCACAGUCACUCUGAAGUGUAAUACCAUAUUACUAUAAUAAUACAUCACUGUAUUGUAUAGUAGCCUAUACAAGUAAUACAACAGCAUACAACUUUACAGUGCAGAUGUGUACUCUUCUGCACCAUUCAGUAUUAAUGCAGGAGUCACACUACUUUACAGCUGAGUAUUAAAAGCAGUGGAGUGUACAAUGUUAUGCUGUUGAGUCUUAAUGCAGCAUAUUUGGUGAUUUACCAUUAAUACUGCAUGUCAUCAUCUUUGCACACUGACAGCCAACUUGCAAAUCAGAUGUCAACGCGGCAUUAAUUUCAAAUGCUACAUGUUACAAGAAAAGUUGUCUUUACAGGAUACAUCCAGUUAGCAUUGCUUGCUAAGCCUAAUUUUGAUAAUUGUGACUAUGCGGGAUGAAAUAAUGUUCUUUGCACUGAUGAAAAUAAGGUUUUGUUAAUAUUUUGAAUAAAAACUGUGAAUACAUAAACAGAACACUUCUUAUGAAUGUAACUAUACAAUGGUAUUAACCUGAAUGUAUGUGAACCUUGGAUUUCCUAUGUUUGUUUUUCAGUCGGGGUCUUACAGUGUGUCUUUGUGCUGUGUGACAGGCUUUGCUACAGGUUAGCCCAGAAUUUCUGUGCAUCACGAAUGAUGCUUAUCUAAAUAAAAAACUAAAAUCUCUUA